ACAUUGUUCACACUCCACUAAAGACAUUGAUCUGUAUCAACAUCAGGGAAUAACAACAAGCCAACACAUCGGAGAUAGUGAUUCUGAUUACCUCAGCAGGAUGUCAGCUCACAACUGCUCUUUUGAUCUCAUUGCUGAAAAAGGCAGUUGGCUUUGUCCUCCGGGGGAAAAAUGUCUAAAUCUCACCUCUGGUAUGAACGGAAGCCGCAUUGAUCUGGAUGACACAUGUCUGACAGAGGAAGGAUACCUGGAGAGAUAUCUGGGGCCUCGUCGAUCACCUGUGUUUCUUCCUGUCUGCCUCAUCUAUCUGGUUAUCUUCCUGGUAGGUGUGGUGGGUAAUGUGCUGACAUGCACUGUCAUUGCACGCAACAAGGUGAUGUGGACGCCAACAAACUACUAUUUGUUCAGCCUUGCAGUGUCAGAUCUGCUGGUACUGCUGCUCGGUAUGCCGUUAGAGCUGUAUGAGCUUUGGCAGAACUACCCCUUUCUCCUGGGGAAGAGCGGCUGCUACUUUAAAACGUUCCUAUUUGAGACCGUUUGCUUGGCGUCUAUCCUCAACGUGACAGCACUGAGCAUGGAGCGUUACAUUGCUGUGGUGCACCCGCUACGUGCAAAGUAUGUUGUAACACGCACCCAUGCCAAGCGGGUUAUCCUUACGGUGUGGGGUGUGUCGGUGCUGUGUGCUUUGCCAAACACAAGUCUGCAUGGGAUCAGUGUCCUUCAUAGUUGCUCCACUGGCCCCACUGGAAACAUAACCGUGGAGAUCCCUGACUCAUCAAUCUGUACAAUGGUGAAACCACGCUGGAUGUACAACUUGACCAUCCAGGUGACCACCUUGCUAUUUUUUAUGCUGCCCAUGCUCACCAUCAGCGUGCUCUACAUGCUCAUCGGGCUGCAGCUAAAGCAGGAAAAAAUGCGUCAGUCACUGGAGGCGAAGACAGGAUUUGGACAGGACAGCUUCUGUAACAUCCGAACACAGCAGCAGAAGGCACGUCGCCAGCAGGUCACCAAAAUGUUGUUCGUUUUAGUGGUGGUUUUCGGGAUCUGCUGGGCCCCGUUUCAUACUGACCGCCUCAUGUGGAGUUUCAUCAAUGAAUGGACCGACAACCACCAUGAAAUCUUCGAGUAUGUGCACAUUAUAUCCGGUGUGUUUUUCUACCUCAGCUCAGCAGUCAAUCCCAUUCUGUACAACCUCAUGUCCACACGCUUUAGAGAAAUGUUCAAAGAGGUCAUGUGCCAUCGGCCACAUCAUAUCUCUCCCAGAAAACACUCGCUCAGUGUUACCCGGGUGACGCUCCGCAGCACACUGAGUGAUGCACCUCUCAGCAACGGAGCUGCUGUGGUCGAAGCUGAGGCGGAGGAUGGAGACGUGAGGAUGAAAGAUGAGACAGCUUUUAUGCAUUAAUACAACUUAGAGGUCACAUCAAGUGGAAAAUGAUGUUUA
Molecule: messenger RNA, 1444 nt
Organism: Plectropomus leopardus (leopard coralgrouper)
Lineage: Eukaryota; Metazoa; Chordata; Actinopteri; Perciformes; Serranidae
Gene: nmur1a
Product: neuromedin U receptor 1a
Biological process (GO): neuropeptide signaling pathway
Cellular component (GO): plasma membrane
Molecular function (GO): neuromedin U receptor activity
Source: RefSeq, a predicted model, not a curated record